Nematostella vectensis (starlet sea anemone) is the source of this 2440-nucleotide messenger RNA. RefSeq names its product syntaxin-binding protein 1. Gene Ontology annotation, biological process: intracellular protein transport; vesicle-mediated transport. The coding region runs from base 86 to 1837 and encodes 583 amino acids. Gene Ontology annotation, molecular function: syntaxin binding. Gene Ontology annotation, cellular component: secretory granule; plasma membrane. Lineage: Eukaryota; Metazoa; Cnidaria; Anthozoa; Actiniaria; Edwardsiidae. The transcript has 30 exons. The record is from RefSeq and is a predicted model, not a curated record.
ACAAGGCUUGGUUACCCGAGUAGUUGUUCCGCCAUCUUGGGUAUUUCGAAGAUUUUGCGACCUGUUCCGAAAAUCUUUCGGCAUAAUGUCCCUGAAAACCAUAGUCAGCAAAAGGCUGAUUGAGAAUGUUUUCGCUCCAAUUCACCAACCCGGAGAAUGGAGGGCGCUGGUUCUUGAUCACUUGAGCACCAGGAUGAUUUCUUCGUGUGUAAAAAUGCACGACUUGAUUGACAAUGGAGUAACAGUUGUUGAAAAUCUGGAAAAACGCAGAGAGCCUCUUCCUCAAUUAGAGGCCAUCUAUAUCCUGACGCCAGAGGAGGAUUCUAUUAGCUUGCUGGUGGCCGACUUCAAAGAAUAUCCCUUGAAGUACAAAGGGGCCCAUUUGUUUUUCACAGAGGUCUGUCCUGACUCUCUCCUCGUCCAGCUACAGGGCAUCAAAAGAUUUAUAAAGACCCUGAAAGAAAUCAAUAUUGCAUUUUUACCCUAUGAGUCUCAGGUGUUUUCUUUGGAUAGCACUCAGGGAUUUGGCAAGUUUUAUGCACCUGGAGUGGAAAACAAGGAGAGGAUACAAUAUCUGGAGAGAAUGGCAGAGCAGCUUGCUACUUUGUGCGCCACUCUUGGGGAAUACCCAUCUAUUAGAUUCAGGCAUGAGUCUCCAAAACUGACAGAAUUUGCUCACAUUGUACAAGGAAGACUUGAUGCUUACAAAGCUGAUGAUCCAACAAUGGGCGAGGGGAGUGCACACAAACAUCGCUCCCAGCUGAUCAUACUUGACAGGGCUUUUGAUCCAGUGUCUCCACUUCUACAUGAGCUGACCCUGCAGGCAAUGGCCUAUGACCUACUUGACAUAACAAAUGAUGUCUACAAGUUUGUCACCAAGAAUGGCGAUGCUGACAAGGACUCUCUUUUAGACGAUAAUGACCCAAUGUGGGUGAAGCUCAGACAUUUACACAUUGCUGAUGUUUCAAGGAAAAUAUCAGAUGAAAUCAAGGAAUUUGCUGGCAAAAAAAGAAUGUCAACAACAGAGAAGAGCACAUUAAAGGAUUUACAAGUCAUGCUGAAGAAAAUGCCACAAUAUCAAAAAGAGCUUGGACAGUACAUCCUUCACUUCCAUUUGGCUGAGGACUGCAUGAACCACUAUCAGGAGACAGCAGACAAGCUAUGUGGUGUUGAGCAGGACCUGGCAACAGGCGUGGACAAGACAGGAGAAUCAAUACGAGAUCCCAUGAAGAACAUCGUCCCUCUUCUGCUCGACAAAAAUGUCAAUAUUUACGACAAGAUUCGUAUUAUUAUCCUCUACAUACUAUUCAAGAAUGGGAUCACAGAAGAGAAUCUGACCAAACUUUGUCAGCACGCACAAAUUCCUCAGAGCGACAGAACUAUUAUCACAAAUAUGGCGAACCUCGGAAUACCUAUCGUCCAAGAUAGCGGAAAGAAGAAACCCAAGCCUGAACGCAAAGAGCGAGACGAGACGUUCUACCAGCUGUCGCGAUGGGUUCCUUAUGUCAAGGACAUCAUGGAGGACGCGAUCGAGGACAAGCUGAGUAGCAAGGCGUUUCCAUUCCUGUCCCAGCGUGCCGCGGGGGGCUCAGCUUCAGCUGUUGGACAGGCUGUGAGCGCCCGGUACGGCAAUUGGUACAAGCAUGAUAAGGCGUGUACUGACUCCCGUUCACUGCCUCGACUUAUUGUCUUCAUCAUGGGCGGUGUGAGCUACUCCGAGACAAGGGCCGCGUACCAGGUAACCGCUGCGAACGCCAACUGGGAGGUUUUGAUUGGUUCUGAUGAAGUUAUCACACCUAAAAAAUUUCUCGAAAAACUUGGUAAAUUGGGUACCUAAACUCAAGAAAGUUAUAUGAAUAAGAACAAUAACGACAUCAUCAUCAAAAUCAUCCUCAGCCUGCCAUCCUGUACAAUUAAGCACAAUAGUUUAGACAACAGAAAUAAAAGUUAGAUCUUUAGUAGAGUGGUUUUCCGUAAAAUACUUUCUAGUUUAUUAAGUCCUAAUACACUGUAAUGUUUUUAUUCUCUUUUGUUCUGGCUUGAAUUUCACACUUUAACAAUUAAAUUUUGUUGCACGUGAUUUUGAAAACUACUCUAUCACAUUAAUGGUGUAGUGCUGAAACCUGUAAUAUUUAAAUGGAAAUUUAGCUGGUAAGAUGAAAAAUUGAUUACAUCAUAAUGCGAAAAAGUACAAUAUUGAAAAUAACAAUGCCGUAGGUCCUAGUACAAGUAUUAAUAUCUAAAUGAUCAAAAUAAUGUUUGAUGGCCUAAUUGUCUUUUGCAACUUUUCACAGUUUGUAGUCAAUCACCAAAAAUGAACUCAGUAAUUUUUCGGUACAGAACUACCAGAUGUGUAAAUAGCUACUCGAGCAUUAUUAACUUCCAAGAACUGAAAAUUAUAAGUAAUGAAUUUUGUAAUAAAACUAUGUUAUUAUAUGGC